Trypanosoma brucei brucei TREU927 is the source of this 786-nucleotide messenger RNA. Its product is annotated as translation elongation factor 1-beta, putative. The transcript has a single exon. Gene Ontology annotation, cellular component: eukaryotic translation elongation factor 1 complex; cytosol. Gene Ontology annotation, biological process: translational elongation. NCBI's taxonomy places the organism in Eukaryota, Euglenozoa, Kinetoplastea, Trypanosomatida, Trypanosomatidae. The record is from RefSeq and is a predicted model, not a curated record. The coding region runs from base 1 to 786 and encodes 261 amino acids. Gene Ontology annotation, molecular function: guanyl-nucleotide exchange factor activity; translation elongation factor activity.
AUGUGUGAUCAUAUGUAUUCUCCCGUUUUCAUACCCUUUGCUUUUUUUUCUAUUGUGAAAUGCCACAACAAGUGCUCAUUUGUGUGUAAUCGAAGCGGGAAGGACAUGUCGAUCAAGGACGUCAAUGUGAAGAGCGGGAAGCUGGAGGAGAAGCUUAAGGGGAAACUAUUUUUGGGUGGCGUGAAGCCCUCCGAGGAGGAUGUAAAGGCAUUCAACGAUCUGCUCGGUGGAGACAAUACGAAUGUAUUCCGCUGGGUGAAGAAUAUCGCCUCUUUUACCGAGGCCGAGCGCACUGCCUGGGGUGCCCCCGUGAAGAUCACGCCCCCUGUUGCCGCUCCUGUCGCUGCCCCCGCUGCUGCCCCCGCUGCUGCUCCCGCUGCUACCCCAGCAAGGAAGGCUGCUGAGGCCGACGACGAUGACAUCGAUCUCUUCGGUGAGACCACGGAGGAGGAGCUUGCAGCCCUGGAGGCGAAGAAGAAGAAGGAUGCCGCAGCCAAGAGCACAAAGAAGGUUAUCAUUGCAAAGUCAUCAAUCCUGUUUGACAUCAAGCCGUGGGAUGAUACAGUGGAUUUGCAAAAGCUUGCCACGGAACUCCAUGCAAUUAAGAGAGACGGUCUACUGUGGGGUGACCACAAACUGGUACCCAUUGCGUUCGGAGUUAAGAAGCUGCAACAGUUGGUUGUCAUUGAGGACGAUAAGGUGUCUGGAGAUGACCUGGAGGAGAUGAUCAUGUCUUUCGGAGAUGCCGUACAGUCAAUGGACAUUGUGGCCUGGAAUAAAAUCUAG